CCUUAUCACGCCCCGGGCCUCCUCCAUAUCUCUUCUCAAUUCUUACUCUUCUUCUUCUCUGUUCUCGGUUCUGCUCAAAUGGCUUUAAUGGUGGAGUCAUCAUCUUCAUCAAAUCUCUGAACUCUCUCAGAGACCUGAACAGUUGAACUCAAUCCUCAGCUAGCGUCAUAUAGCUAUUCUUCUUUACUUUAUUGAGAGUUGCAGCUCAAUCGUGUGUGAAGAAGAAAAUGGCACCAAGAAGCAAUAGUCGGGGAAAGACGAAGGGAGAGAAGAAGAAGAAAGAGGAGAAAGUGCUUCCUGUGGCUGUGGACAUCACUGUGAAGCUUCCAGACGAGUCUCGUAUUAUCUUGAAGGGAAUAUCAACGGACAGGAUUAUCGAUGUUCGUCGGCUUUUGUCUGUGAAUACAGUCACUUGCAAUGUCACCAACUUUUCGUUAUCUCAUGAGGUACGAGGGCCGCGAUUGAAAGACACGGUGGACGUGGCUGCGCUAAAACCGUGCGUUCUAACAUUGGUCGAAGAGGACUACGACGACGAUGGUGCGGUGGCGCACAUUCGACGGUUGCUGGACAUUGUGGCCUGUACGACCUGCUUCGGUCCGUCGGGAAUUAAAGAGACUGCAGCAGUCGCCGCAGGGAAGGAUUGCAGUUGCGAUGCUGGGAAGUUUGCAGGGGUUGGUGGCGGCGGUGGUGGUGGCCAUGGCCAUGACAAUAAGACGCCAAAGCAAUCCACCAAAUCCCAGACAAAUCCCUCCUCUCCGUCUCUGUCUCCGUUUCCGUCUCUGUCUCCGUCUCCGACUCUUACUUCUUCUUCUUCAUCGAAAGAUAUCUCCAUUGACGGUGAGGGAGAUAUCAGUGGUGCCUGCCCGAAGCUCGGUACCUUCUAUGAGUUCUUCUCGCUUUCCCAUCUCACACCUCCGAUUCAAUUUAUAAGGAGGGUGACAAGACAGCAGAUCGAUGAGAUUUUACCACACAAUCCUCUUUUCUCAAUUGAAGUGAAGCUCUCCAAUGGGAAGCCGCUUAUUGUUGAAGUUUGCAGCAAAGGAUUCUAUAGUGUAGGAAAACAGCGGGUCCUGAGCCACAGCGUUGUUGAUUUAUUACGGCAGCUUAGUAGAGCAUUUGAUAAUGCUUAUGAUGAUCUCAUGAAAGCAUUCUUGGAACGCAACAAGUUCGGAAAUCUCCCUUAUGGCUUCCGUGCCAACACAUGGCUCGUUCCUCCAGUUGCAGCACUGUCGCCGUCAGUUUUUCCUCCCCUCCCAGUGGAGGAUAAAACAUGCGGGGGCAAUGGAGGUGGUUUAGGAAGAGAUGGAAAAAGUGACUUGAUUAGUUGGGCCCAUGAACUUUCAUUUCUUGCAUCUAUGCCUUGCAAAACAGCAGAGGAGAGACAGGUCCGGGAUAGGAAAGCUUUCCUCCUUCACAGCCUCUUUGUAGAUGUAGCAAUUUUCAAAGCAAUUUCAUCCAUAACAAGGGUAAUGGAAGAACUGGAUCCAACCACUGUGGUUGGAAAAGAUAAUAUUUGUUACAGUCAAAGAGUGGGGGACCUAACCAUCACUGUGAAGAAAGACAGUUGUGAUGCUAGUUUGAAGCUAGAUACUAAGAUUGAUGGAAAUCAAACAAUAGGAGUGGACCUCAAGCGUCUGAUUGAGAGAAACCUAUUGAAAGGGAUUACUGCAGAUGAAAAUACUGCAGCCCAUGACAUUGCCACUCUGGGUGUUGUCAGUGUAAGAUACUGUGGUUAUAUUGCAGUUGUGAAAGUUGACAAGAUUGAGAUUAAUGAAGUGGGUCCAUUUCAAAGCAUUGAAACCAUUGAUCAACUGGAAGGAGGCGCCAAUGCCCUCAAUAUUAACAGUUUGAGGUUGCUUCUUCAGAAAGAGCCUACUUCAGAACAUAAUCGAACAUUGCCACGUUCACAAAAUUUGGAACUUGAAGAGCUCAUUGCUGCCCAAUCUUUUGUGAAGAGAGUGUUAGAAGAGAGUCUUGACAAACUUCAGGAAGAGGAAGUAGAAAGAGACAUUUUCCUGAGAUGGGAACUUGGAGCUUGCUGGAUACAACAUUUGCAAGAUCAAAACAAGGCAGAAAAGGAUAAGAAAUCAUCCAGUGAUAAAGCUAAAAGUGAAGCAAAGGUUGAGGGAUUGGGCAAGCCCCUUAAGCUCCUUAAGAACCACAGGAGGAAAUCAGAUGAGAGCAAACAGAAGAUGCAAUCUGAGGAUGGCAAACCUCCAGUGGAGGGUGCUUCUGCAGAAGCUAAAGAUGCUCAGUUGGCCUCUGCAGAAUCUCAUGUUGAAAGCAAAGCUGAUGAGAAUGAGCUUGCAUUGAAGGGGAUGCUCUCCAAUUCAGCUUUUACACGGUUAAAAGAAUCAGGAACCGGACUUCAUCGCAAGUCUUUACAAGAACUAAUUGAGAUGUCUCAGAAAUAUUAUGAUGAAGUAGCUCUUCCAAAGCUGGUUGCAGACUUUGGCUCACUGGAACUUUCACCAGUUGAUGGUCGGACGUUGACUGAUUUUAUGCAUACUAGAGGUCUUCGGAUGUGCUCACUGGGGAGUGUUGUUAAGCUUUCAGAAAAUUUAUCGCAUGUGCAGUCACUCUGUGUUCAUGAGAUGAUAGUAAGAGCAUUCAAGCACCUUCUGCAGGCUGUGAUGGCUGCUGUCAUCAAUAUUGAGGACAUGGCUACUUCAAUAGCUGCCACACUAAACCUGAUGCUUGGGGUCCCAGAAAAUGGUGAAUCCUAUUGCUCGUAUAAUGUGCAUGCCCUUGUAUGGAGGUGGCUGGAGGUUUUCCUGAUGAAGAGAUACAAAUGGGAUAUAAGCAACUUAAACUACCGAGAUGUCCGGAAGUUUGCCAUUCUACGAGGCGUAUGCCAUAAGGUGGGUGUUGAACUAGCUCCCAGGGAUUUUGAUAUGGAUUCUGCAAAUCCUUUCGGGAAAGUGGACAUUAUUAGCUUGGUGCCAGUGCAUAAGCAAGUUGCAUGCUCAUCCGCAGAUGGGCGACAACUGCUGGAGUCUUCAAAAACUGCUCUAGACAAGGGGAAGCUUGAAGAUGCUGUAAGCUAUGGGACAAAGGCUCUAGCAAAGCUAGUAGCAGUUUGUGGACCCUACCAUAGGAUGACAGCGGGAGCCUACAGUCUUCUGGCUGUAGUUCUCUAUCACACUGGAGACUUCAAUCAGGCCACCAUUUAUCAACAAAAAGCACUGGAUAUCAAUGAGAGGGAGCUAGGACUUGAUCAUCCUGAUACAAUGAAAAGUUAUGGGGAUCUUGCAGUAUUCUAUUACAGGCUUCAGCACACAGAGCUGGCUCUCAAGUAUGUAAAACGUGCACUGUAUCUUCUACAUCUUACUUGUGGCGCAUCUCAUCCAAACACUGCUGCUACAUACAUCAAUGUUGCAAUGAUGGAGGAAGGACUUGGAAAUGUCCAUGUUGCCCUUAGAUAUCUUCACAAAGCUCUGAAGUGUAAUAAAAGAUUACUGGGCCCAGACCAUAUUCAGACUGCAGCAAGUUACCAUGCGAUAGCUAUUGCACUCUCAUUGAUGGAAGCAUACCCUUUGAGUAUUCAGCAUGAGCAGACAACCUUGCAAAUUCUCCGAGCCAAGCUGGGCCCAGAUGAUCUGCGUACUCAGGAUGCUGCAGCUUGGCUUGAGUACUUUGAGUCUAAGGCUUUGGAACAGCAAGAAGCUGCUCGAAAUGGAACCCGUAGGCCUGAUACAUCCAUUGCUAGCAAAGGCCACUUGAGUGUAUCAGAUUUGCUUGAUUACAUCAAUCCUAAUCAAGAUGCCAAAGGAAGAGAUACUGAUGCGGUGAAGAGGAAAAGCCUUACUACAAAGGUUAAGGAAAUAUCUGCCCAAAAUUUUAGCUUAGAAAGUUCUGGAGGAUAUCUAGAAGAUUCAAACACAACUUCAGAUGAGGAGAAACAGGUCCCUGAACCUAUAAGUGAUGAAAAAGAGAGCCAGGAAACUAUUCUGGAAAUUCAAUCAGAGCAGAUUGUGGCAGAAGAUAUUGUAGAGGAGAAGCAGAAGAAUGUCAAUGAAGUACAAACAGAUAUGAAUGCUGAGGGAGAAGACGGAUGGCAACCUGUCCAAAGGCCACGAUCAUCUGGCUCAUAUAGUCACCGUUUAAGACAGAGAAGAACAAAUGUUGGCAGGGUAUAUAAUUAUCAGAAAAAGGAUGUAGUUGCUGAGACAGAUCAAUUUAGAGCGAAGAACACUUAUCAGAACAGCCGUUAUUACUUACUAAAGAAGCGAACCAUUACUCCCGGGAGCUACAUAGAUUAUCAUCCUGCAAAGAGCAACUCUCCAGCAACUAAAUUUGGUCGGAAAAUAGUCAAAGCUGUAACAUAUAGGGUUAAAUCAGUGCCUUCGUCUGCCAAAUCUGAAAUGACAGAGAAUUCUCUGAAUGGAGGUGAAGUAUCUGCUCCUCUGCUUGAAUCUCGGCCCUCUUCUGCACCAAAUGAAGUCACAUCGGUUCAUCAGAGCAAUUCAGUAGUUAGUCUUGGUAAGUCUCCUUCUUACAAGGAAGUAGCACUUGCCCCACCAGGCACCAUUGCUAAGAUGCAAGUCAUGAAGUCCCAAAGUAAUCUGCUAGUUAAUGAUGAGCUGAAUGUUGGAAAACAUGAAGAGGAAGAAAAUGAACUGAAGGAAAAGGUCACACCAAUGACAUUGGAGGUAGAAAAAACUGUGGAAGAGAAGACUGAGAGUUGCAUCCCAGAAACCAUAGAAGAGAAGACUAUGAGUUGCAUCCCAGAAACCAUGGAAGAGAUGACUGAGAGCUGCAUCCCAGAAACCAUGGAAGAGAAGACUGAGAGCUGCAUCCCAGAAACUGUGAUCCACUUAAACGAUGAAAUUAGAAUUGUUGAGAGGCAAGAAGAAACAAAACAGGAGGACAAAAUGGGAGAUAAAACUUCUGAGAAUGUAUAUCCAGUUACGAAAGGGUAUGCGUCAGACAUCAUUGAGGAUCGUGGACUGUUACAUGAGAGCAACCAAACUAAAAAUAGUGCAAGUUCCAGCAAUGACAGCAUCCAAACUGAUGAAACUGCAAGUUUCAGCGGUGCUCUAAAGGAAGAUCCUUGUGAAAAGGCUACAUCUAGCAUUGUCGAGCCUGAGGAUAAUUCUAGCUAUACAGUGCAAGGAGAGGAUCUGAAGGGGAAACUCUUGACUUUAAAUUCUGGUGACACACGAGACAUCCCCAACAAGAAGUUGUCUGCCUCAGCAGCCCCAUUCAACCCUUCUCCGACAGUUGUCUGUGGACCACCAAUGGCCAUGAACAUGAAUCUCCCCUCUGUUGCUGGUGCUGUACCAGCUGUCACUCCUUGGCCCAUGAACAUGACCAUUCACCCUGUGCGCCCCACUGUCCUCCAGACAGUGACUCCCAUGUGCUCCUCACCUCACCACCCAUAUCCGUCACCCCCUCUAACCCCAAACAUUAUACACCCUGUGCCAUUUAUGUACCCUCCUUAUAGUCAGCCGCAAGCAGUUCCAACCAGUACCUUUCCCAUGACUAGCGGCCCAUUUCAUCCUAAUCACAUCGCAUGGCAAUGCAAUAUGAAUCCAAAUGCAUCAGAGUUUGUUCCUGGCGCUGUGUGGCCUGGUUGCCAUCCAAUGGAAUUUUCUGUCUUGCCACCUGUUGUUGAGCCAAUUGCUGACCCUGUUUUGGAGCCAAAAAUGCAAUCCAAAAAUCUUGAGGCAAUGAUUUCAGCUUCAACUUUGCCAGUUGAGAGCAGGGAUGAGGAUGAAGCCAGCAAAAACAUGGGUAAUCUAGCAAGCGAGGUCAAAGAGAGUGGGAGCAAAGUAGCUGAAAUUGGAUUGGAAAAUAAGCAAGAAAAUGGUGAUUCAAGAUCUUGUAGAGGUGAAAUAGAUAAAAGUGAACCAAGUGAUGGCAGCGAUCUAAAUGAGAAGUUAGAAGACAGUGUUGAGAAACAUGUGUCAAGACACAGUCAAAGGAUUGAUGGGGAGGGCAGCUUCAGCAUUUUAAUUAGGGGGCGUAGAAACCGAAAACAGACACUGCGAAUGCCUAUAAGUUUGCUCAAUAGGCCAUAUGGAUCACAGUCCUUCAAAAUUAUUUAUAACAGAGUAGUCAGAGGGAGCGACACCCCCAAAUCUAGUGCCAUCUCUUCUAGUGAAGGUUGAAUACUAGAAAGUUGAUUACUUUAUUUAUCCUCAAUUCAAGAUACCAGAGUAUAUGGUUCUUGCUGAUUUGAUACUUGCAUGAUAUCGUACAUUGGCCAAGCAUGGGGAAUGAAUACAGAUGCCGACAGCAAUGAGCUGGUUGGUCCCUGUUCCACAGAUAGGUACUGUUGAAGAAGCAAAAUGAUUUUCUGUUUAAACAGGCUUACAGUAAUUUGUUUUGAAUUUUGGAGAGAUGUCUUAGAGCAAGAGCUUUUUGGUUUCCAUAGGACAUGUUUGGUGACUAAUUUUUUAUUUAAUUUUUGAUGAAUUUGAAUUAGGUUUGUCAGCAGGUAAUUGUCUUUGUUAUCAUAUAAAACAAGACCUGUUUCAUAUUGUUUACUUAUUGCAACAUUGUUGCCAAAACAAAUAAUGACAAAAUUUUGAAAUGUUCAAAUUAGUGAUUAACUGUUCAUCAGAAGAUUACCUA
Messenger RNA from Macadamia integrifolia, 6579 nucleotides. RefSeq names its product protein TSS-like. Bases 228 to 6113 code for a protein of 1961 amino acids. The transcript is spliced from 26 exons. Gene Ontology annotation, molecular function: protein binding. The record is from RefSeq and is a predicted model, not a curated record. NCBI's taxonomy places the organism in Eukaryota, Viridiplantae, Streptophyta, Magnoliopsida, Proteales, Proteaceae. Gene Ontology annotation, biological process: organelle organization. Gene Ontology annotation, cellular component: cytoplasm.